Molecule: messenger RNA, 2266 nt
Organism: Lutzomyia longipalpis
Lineage: Eukaryota; Metazoa; Arthropoda; Insecta; Diptera; Psychodidae
Product: phospholipase B1, membrane-associated-like
Exons: 4
Coding region: 1012-2250 (412 amino acids)
Biological process (GO): phospholipid metabolic process
Molecular function (GO): glycerophospholipase activity
Source: RefSeq, a predicted model, not a curated record
AGUCCUACUUUGUCCACCACGCCGGCGGUUGAUCGCGAGCUUUCGGUGUGCUUAAACGCAAAUAGAAAGAUUUAUUGCGAAUUAAUUCCCUUUUUCGUGAACUCACUUCAUCAUUCGCCGUAUGAAUAAUAUUCACAACAGUGGAUAAAAGAAGUGAUUUGUUGUGAAUGAAAUCUGCAUACAAAUUAGGAAAUUUUUUAAAACACUUUUUGAAUGCAUAACUGAUUGUUAUUUCUUCGGUAUCAAAAUCCCGGUUGAUAAAAUACAUAAGAUAUUUGAGCCGGUUAUAUUAAUGCAAGUCCUUGAAUUUGCUAUUACUUACUUUAUCUCAAUUGCAUACAUAUUCCGCAUCUCUCUCAACAUAAUCAAUUGUGUCUUGUCUUGCAACCAAAUCAGACCUUAGAAGAAUUUUUGCUGAUAUUUCUAUAUCAUUAAGUUUUCUUCGUGAAAAUAUUGUGAAAAAUUUCUGUGUGAUAUUUAUGUGGAUGUCGCCUUGGGUUAAAUUGUGCGGUUUUAUUGCCAUAAAAUCAAAUUCACGUGUAUGCUUUUUCUCUACUAGAUGAGAUAUUAUUCCCACAAUUUUUUUAUAAUAAGACUCUGUGAGAAACAAUAAGAUAGAAUUGUGGAUUUUUUGCUGAUCAUCUUCACACGUGAAGUGAUAGUUUAAUCAAAUAAUUUAUGUGAUAUUAAUUCGCAUGUUUAUGUGGCCUUACAGUAAAACAUAAUUUCCCGUGAACUAUAAUAACUCUUCUUCGUCAUUUUUUGGAACCCUAAUGAUUCAUUUGGCAAGUGCUGAAGGUGAAACAGAUGUGAAAAUUGCAAGAGGAUAUUCUAUCAUAUCUAAUAGUACCUACUAUUGUGCAAUUGAGAAGAGCUGAAGGUCCAUGGGAAGACACCUUAAUUCACUUAAUUAUCGUAAUAUUCGAUAGUAAAAGAUUUUACCAACUCUUCGACACGCUCUUGUAGUAAAUUUUAGUGAGAAAAAAAAGUUUAAUCAUAAAGGCCAUAAAAAUGAAGAUCCCAUCAUGGUCUUUACUAGUGCUUUCCAUCAUAAUUGUCACCCCUGCUGUUCACAGCCAAGUAUCAUCAUUGGAUUCAGGUCCUAUGCUGCAAUUUUUUCGCACAGCCCGUCAAUUUUUAUUUGAUUUCUUGGAGAAUUCAACGGAUGAGCAGCAGCAUAUACAGAAAAAUAUUCAAGAGCAAACGAUUCAACGUCAAGUGAGCAACAGGGAGGAAUUUAUCUGUGAUAUAGAUGGACCUGGAAGACGUAGUUCUCAAGUACCAGAAUCCGUCCAUCGACUUCGCCCAGGCGACAUUGAUAUAGUUGGAGCAAUCGGCGACUCGCUGACUGCUGGCCUAGGUCUUCUUGCCACAAAUAUACUAGAAGUAUUCGCAGAAAAUCGCGGAGCACAGAUGACGAUAGGUGGUCAGGGUACUUGGCGGCAGUUCCUUACUCUACCAAAUAUUCUCAAGGAAUUCAACCCAAACUUGUACGGGUACACGAAGAAAAAUAGUUUAUCGACACAUCGAGCAUCAAAAUUCAAUGUUGCCGAAGGUGGUGCAAUGUCGAGGGACACGCCACACCAAGCACGAAAUCUUGUUCUGCGAAUGAAGAAUGACCCAAAGGUGGAUAUCGAGAAUCACUGGAAGUUUAUAACGUACUUUAUUGGUGGUAAUGACUUCUGCUUGGACAUGUGCUACGAUCCACCUGAGAAAACGGUUGAAAAUCACGAAAGGGAGUUAACUGAUGUGCUCAGGACACUUAGGGAUAAUUUACCGAGGACUAUGGUCUCAAUAAUUCUUGCCCCAUCAAUAAAAGUUCUUAUGGACACAUACGGCGAACCACCGGAAUGCAUUGCGACGCAUUACUUGGAAUGUCCUUGCUUCUACUCCCUCCACAAUUUACCUCUUCGCAAGAAGUUCCUCAGUGUAAUUGAGGACUUCAAGAGGAAGCAAUGGGAAAUUGCCGAAAGGGAGGAAUUCCACAAUAAAACCGAUUUUACCGUCAUCGUGCAACCAUUCACGGAUAAAAUGUCAAUUCCCAGGAAGAAGAAUGGACUCACGGAUUUCUCCUACAUGUCCCGGGAUUGCUUUCAUCUUUCCCAAAAAGCUCAAGCUCGAGCGGCGAAUGCCUACUGGAAUAACAUCAUGGAGCCAUAUGGGCAGAAAACGCACACGUGGAAGAUGACAUUCCAGGAUUUUAAAUGUCCCACUGAAGAGCGUCCUUACUUAGCCACUAAAUUUAAUUAAUUCAUCCUAAAUAUGC